AUGAGCUUUUUAUACCAAUUGGUGGUUAUACUCUCUGCUAUUGUCAACUUCUUCAGCCGCACUAAGUGGCAGGAGAAGGCGGAACACAAGAAGACGCGAGUCCGGAGUCUUAUUCCCAAAGAAUGGAUUUUGAAUCCGGAGUUUUUUCCAAGAGAUAAGGAUGCUUGUGUAGUUGAUAUUCCAGAAAAAUGCGGGAUUUUAUCGAGGAAAGAGCUGGAUAUUACAGAGAACUGCAAUGCAAAAGACCUGGCGGCUAAGAUCAGCACUGGCUCUUUGACGGCUCUGGAAGUGACCACGGCGUUUGCAAAAGAGCAGCAAUUGCAACUCAACUGA
Molecule: messenger RNA, 333 nt
Organism: Kuraishia capsulata CBS 1993
Lineage: Eukaryota; Fungi; Ascomycota; Pichiomycetes; Pichiales; Pichiaceae
Exons: 1
Coding region: 1-333 (110 amino acids)
Source: RefSeq, a predicted model, not a curated record